Molecule: messenger RNA, 2995 nt
Organism: Chiloscyllium plagiosum (whitespotted bambooshark)
Lineage: Eukaryota; Metazoa; Chordata; Chondrichthyes; Orectolobiformes; Hemiscylliidae
Product: gap junction alpha-3 protein-like
Biological process (GO): cell-cell signaling
Cellular component (GO): connexin complex
Molecular function (GO): gap junction channel activity
Source: RefSeq, a predicted model, not a curated record
CCUGUCGCUCACUCACUUCCCAACUUCAGUGUGAAGAGUUGGAGUUCAGACCGAGCCGGAUCACUCAGCAGCCAGCAGGAAAGAAUGGGAGAUUGGAGUUUCUUGCAGAACCUGCUGGAAAGUGCCCAGCAGCACUCCACUGUGGUAGGGAAGGUGUGGUUAACGUGUCUCUUCAUCUUCCGCAUUCUGGUGCUCGGGACAGCCACCGAUAAAGUCUGGGGAGAUGAGCAGUCCUUCUUCACAUGUGACACCAAACAGCCCGGCUGUCAGAAUGUCUGUUACGACAGGAUCUUCCCCAUCUCCCACAUCCGCUUCUGGGUGCUGCAGAUCAUCUUCGUGUCCACCCCAACCCUUGUCUACCUGGGCCAUAUUUUCUAUCUGGUGCAAAUGGAGGAGAAACGGAAGCAGAAGGAGAAAGAGAAGCUGAGCAGAUACCUAGGUGGAGACAAGGAGGCAUUGACACAGAAUGCAGGGAACAUUAAAUGUCCAUUGCUGGAUGAACAUGGCAAAAUUAGAAUGCAAGGAGCUCUUCUUCGUACAUAUUUGUUCAACAUUAUUUUCAAAACCAUUUUUGAAAUUGGCUUUAUAUUAGCCCAAUAUUAUCUCUAUGGCUUUGAGCUGAAACCUCUCUACAAGUGUAACUACCAACCUUGUACUAACCCCGUUGACUGUUAUAUCUCCCGUCCAACCGAAAAGACAAUUUUCAUCAUAUUCAUGCUGUCCAUGGCUUGCCUUUCACUACUUUUGAACCUAAUUGAAGUAUGUCAUCUGGGUGUGAAAAAAUUUAGAGAUAGGGUCAAGGAAAAUCAUGAAUCAAAGGCCUGUAAGCAAAAUGGGGUGCUCUCACUUGAGGGAAUGUGGCCCUCUGCCCCGAGUUACCAAUACUUUUCCAACCAUGGUGGACCACAGCUGGACAAGAUGGAGUCAGGGUUCAGUGUCUCUCCCUUGACAGAAACAAACUCUGUGACCCAGCCUUACAAUGGCAACAGGGCAACAAAGCAAAACCAAGACAACUUUGCUAUGAUGGAUGACAAACAGGAGAGUCAGGAGGAGACAAGCGCACUUCCCAGUAGCCAAGUUUCUGUGACCAACAAACGGAAGAAUAGUGACACGAGCAAACAGAGCAAUCGGACCAGAUCCGAUGAUUUAGAAAUCUGAGUUUCUGACUGCUUACAUGAUGAGCCACUGACUAAAGAGAUCAUUCCACUUGAAUUUCAAAAGAGAAGCUCACCCCAAAAACUGAAUCCAGCCACCAAUGGGAAAAUUGUCAAAGUGUUAAAUUGACCAACAUGACAAAGUAGAUACAAAGCUCUUACAUCAACACCAGAAUAAGGUGUCAGUUAUAUUUGAUUUGAUGCAUUGCAUUGUUAAAAUCAUUUGCUUUCUCCAUAUAAAAACAUUAGUGUCAAUGAUAUAUAGAGCAAAAUUGCUUUUUGAAAAAGGUGACAUUUCAGAAAUCCUUUGUUCCCAUGAUUUUAUGUGGGAAAAUCUGAUAUUCUCCCUGUUUUCGUUAACAAGAAUGCUCAGUUCACAUGGAGUUCAAAGGACUAAACUUUAUUUAAAAUUCCUAUGAAUCCUGAAACAUUUAUAGGGUUAUUUUCAUAAUCAAAAAGGAUUUGUGAAAUUCCUUUAUGUGAGGCAACUGGAAUUUGUCAUUUUUGUUACAAUUAAAUCAUUGUUAAUUAUCAAACACAUUAAUGUACUGCCAAGCUUUGGCAUAAUUUCCAUGAUCAUAUAUAUAUUGGUGGAAAACAAACUGAUUCCCUAAAACUCUUCCAAUGAAGAUUGUGCCUCCUUGAAUGCAUAAAUCAUGAAAAUGUUCAAGAAUCGAAGAAGCCAUUUGACCUAAUCCAAUAACCCCUUUUGAUAGAUAUACCCUCCCUUCCCUCACAAACUUAAUUUGCUUCAUUCUUCAAAUUCAAGUCUUAUUGGACUGGCUCUUUCAGUCAGUAGUGAAUAAACACAGUUGUCAUUCAUUACACUUAAAUUUGACCAAAGACUCACUGGCAUGUGGUUCUUAUGGCAUUAUAGUAAUCUUCCUACCUCUGAGCCAAGUAUUUUGGGUUCAAGAUCUCCAUGCUAAGAAGUGUAUCAUAACAUCUCUGAACUUUUUGAUCAUUAGGAAAAAAAUAAACUCUCUGGGGGAUUUUGCAUUGAUGCUUAGAAAGCUAUUUUGAUACAGUGGAUCUGGAAUUUGCAAAAAUGAAGUAAAGAACUAUUAUUUCCUUAACUCAUUGGAAACAUGCAGAGACUAAACUAGGAACUGUCAGAACAUAAAAUAAAACGAAAGAAAGGAAAUUCUGAUUAAAAAUGAAAAAUAAAAAAAACUGGAAUAUAAUAAUUUUAAAAAUUCCUUUUUAAUUUUAUCAGUGUCCCAAAAUUUUUUUAAAUGGGAGUAAAAGUGAAUUUUCAGGGCCAGAGAGGUUGUUUGAUAAUAAUUGAGAAUGAACAGGUCAUUAAACAUUGUUAUACUAAAAUGCACAAGCCUUUUUUUUUUUGUUUGUGAUUAUAAUGGGUAUCUACCAUGUAUGUACUGUAAUUUCACAUGAUUCCAUAUCUUUUCAAUUCCAAGUUUGUUGGCAAACCACUGUUCCAGAAAAGUGCCUGGAAAAGCAGAGUAACUCAGACAACAAUAUCUUCUUUCUGCACAUAAUCACAGAUAUGGAGUAUCUGCAAGCAGUCUAAUUUAAUUUUCAAUAGUGGUCAGUAUCAAUAGCCUUACGUUUCUCACUAAAUCCAGGUCAAUGUCUUUUGAACUUACAGGUACUUAUGCUGUUUGUAUAACAGCAUCUGCCCUCGUAAUUUAUUCUCCACUUUGCUAUUACCUUCCUACCUUCCACAUGAUUUUUCUUCCCGCCAGAACCGUUACACACACAGAUUUUCCGCAGGAUUGCUUGAGCACUUUUUUUAUUUCGCCCAAGAAUCUCGGUCAGCUCAUGAAUCCCAAAUGGAAAACAAAAAAAAACCCAAAGAAUUGUGGAUGCUGGACGAUGGA